UCUAGCGUAUCCGCAAGGACGGUUUCUACGGCGGCGUGGAUCAUCGAGCCGCCGCCUCACAAGACCCUCGCCCUCCUGCGGCGUCCGUCCUCUGGCUGCCCUUCCAUCUGUGCGCCUCCUGCCGCAGCAGUCCACAGCUUCCCUACACCUCCUCCUACCGUCAUCUCCUCCUGACGCGGAUCGUGGAGCCGCCGCCUCACCAGCCCUUCUUGCGACGGCCGUCCUCGCCGCCCCUCCGACCGUGGGCAGUCCAUACUGCUUCCCUGCACCAGCCCAGAGGAGCCCUUCUCUACUCGUACUGCAGUGGCCUCCCCAUCGUUGUCCACCUGUGCCCUGUAGUUGAGAAGGCUGUAGUGUGUUAUCAAAGGGAGUGCAUCCUCUGAUCCUAAAAAGGCAGUGGCAAAACAGUACAGAAACGGCAAGGCCGUGGAAGAAACAAAUGUAAGAAGGUUGCAAAACUCAAGGCAGGCGAGAAAAUUAAAGUAGUGUUCUACAACAAUCGGGCUUUAUCUAAAACAUUCCCAAGGCAGUUGGGUAGAAUAGUCCGUGAUUCUAACAUUACUCCAAUUAGAGUGAAGAAAUGGACUGAUAUAAGUCCAGCAGCUCAAAAACAUAUUUUUGAUGCAAUUAAGGACAAGUUUGAAAAUGCAAAUCCGGAUAUUGAAAUUGAUGUAUACAAAGCUGAGAUCAUGGAGCACGCUAGAGAUCUAUGGAAUAAUUGGCGUGGAGACUUGAAUCGGCAAUUUGUUAAGCCAGCAAGGAAUAUGCAGCAAGCUAUUAAGAAUUGCCCUAAAGGGAUUAAACAACCUGAUUGGGAGUGGCUUGUCAAGGAACAUUUCUACAGCAAGGAUUUCAUAGAUAGGAGCAAGAGAAACUCCAAAAAUAGAUCCAACUUGAAAAUUCUUCAUCACAGUGGUAGCAAACCAUACAGACAGAUCAUAUGGGACAAUGGUGGCAAGGAAAACAAUCCUCCAACUUUGGAUAAAUUAUUUUCUCUCACUCAUAUGAAGGAUGGCACCUUUGUGGAUUCUGAAACCUCUACCAAGCACGCAGAGAUUGAGGUGGAAAGGCUAUUGAACCCUACCCUUUCCAAUUGCCCUGUGAUCAUUGCUGCUCCGUUCAGCACGUGCCCUGUACUGAUCAAUAGGCCUGCUGUCAUCUCUGCUCCUUCCAGCAAAUAUCCUAUCUUCAUCAACAACCCUAUAGUCAUCUCUAAUGAAGGUGGCUGCAACACAUAA
This is a messenger RNA of Sorghum bicolor (sorghum), 1238 nucleotides long. RefSeq lists its product as uncharacterized. Bases 690 to 1238 code for a protein of 182 amino acids. NCBI's taxonomy places the organism in Eukaryota, Viridiplantae, Streptophyta, Magnoliopsida, Poales, Poaceae. The transcript has 7 exons. The record is from RefSeq and is a predicted model, not a curated record.